Molecule: messenger RNA, 3389 nt
Organism: Homarus americanus (American lobster)
Lineage: Eukaryota; Metazoa; Arthropoda; Malacostraca; Decapoda; Nephropidae
Gene: MFS10
Product: putative inorganic phosphate cotransporter
Exons: 12
Coding region: 229-1863 (544 amino acids)
Biological process (GO): monoatomic anion transport; transmembrane transport
Molecular function (GO): transmembrane transporter activity
Source: RefSeq, a predicted model, not a curated record
GUUGAUCCCCGCUCCGUGGGCGGCGCUGGAGACGUAGGCUGGGGAAUUCGAGAAGGUUCGGUGCUUGUAGGGGAGGAAUCCACUACAGGACCCCCGUGUCCAACCCUGGCGUGGUGAUGGUUGAUCAGCUGGCACUUUGACAGUCAGCUGACGGCUUGUAAACAGAGAUGCAGUCGUGUUAGGGUGGCCCGCGGACUCGCCUGACAGCCUUACAAGUAUACAGCAGCAAUGCCUAGAGACUCACUACAACAACGUCCUGGUACUCAAGACGUGCUGAGAAGAAUGGUUGAGGAUGAUCACCACCUUAUUGAAACUGUUCCUCAGACCGCGCCUGAAGGCUGCUUUGGUGCGAGACACAUUUUGGCUUUCUUGGGCUUUCUGGGGUUUGCAAAUGUAUAUGCCAUGCGUGUUAAUUUGUCAGUAGCUAUUGUUGCUAUGGUUAACAACACCGCUAUUCCUCAUACAAACAAGAACGAAUCAGAUGUGUGCCCGGCUUCAGCUGACAACACCACUCAUCCGGUCAAGGAUGGAGAAUUUCCUUGGGGUGAAACUGAGCAAGGACUGAUCCUCGGAGCUUUCUUCUAUGGAUAUGUGCUGACUAAUAUGCUUGGUGGUCGGUUAGGAGAGCUUGUUGGUGGCAAGAUUGUGUUUGGUAUAGGUGUUCUCGUCACCUCCAUAAUGACAAUUUUUACUCCAGUUGUAGCCCGCGCAAGCACACCUCUGUUUAUUGCUCUUCGAGUUAUUGAAGGAUUAGGAGAGGGCGUGACGUUCCCUGCAAUGAACUCCAUGAUGGCUAAGUGGGUUCCUCCCCUAGAGCGCAGCAAAAUGAGUUCCCUGGUGUAUGCUGGGGCUCAGUUUGGUACAGUUAUAUCACUACCAAUCUCCGGUUUAUUAUGUCAGUCAAGUUUCCUCGGGGGCUGGCCAGCAGUGUUUUAUGUGUUUGGUGUGUGCGGACUACUGUGGUUCAUAGUCUGGAUGCUCCUGGUCCAUAACACACCUGAGUCACACCCCAGGAUAUCCUUGGAUGAGAAGAUUUAUAUCCAGACAACUCUCAAUCAGUCACCAAGUAACACUAAGGUUCUACCCAUUCCUUGGAGGCACAUUUGCACUUCUAUGCCAUUCUGGGCCGUAUUUGUUGCCCACAUAGCACAAAACUGGGGCUUUUACACACUGUUAACAGAAUUACCCACAUAUAUGAAGAAUAUCCUGCAUUUUGACUUAGCUCAUAGUGGUUUUAUCUCAGCUUUGCCAUACCUUGUUAUGUGGUUAUUUAGUAUUGCUGCUGGUCAGGUGGCUGAUCACCUCAGAGCUAGAGGUAUUCUCUCCACCACGGCCACCCGCAAGAUCUUCAACAGCAUUGGUAUAUAUGGCCCCAUGAUUUGCUUGGUCCUUGUUGGUUAUGCUGGAUGUCAUAAAGAUGCAGCAAUUGCGUUGUUGUGUGGAGCUGUGGGCCUGAAUGGUGCAACUCUCUCUGGCUACAUAAACUCUCACCUAGAUAUUGCCCCUAACUUUGCUGGUACACUUAUGGGCAUCACCAACACUGCUGCUACAAUCCCAGGAUUCUUGGCUCCUCAGCUUGUUGGUUACCUCAUCACUGGAAAGGAAACUGUGGGACAGUGGAAACUUGUAUUUUGGAUAGCUGGAAUAAUUUACUUUAUAGGAAACACUUUCUACAUCAUUUUCAUCUCAGGAGAACAACAAAGUUGGAAUGACCUUAAAGCAUCUGAUGCUUCAAGAAUGCGGGAGGCAGGAAGCACUGGGCAGUAUGGCUCUCUUGCAACCCCGCAAGACAUUUUCCAAGGCCCAGGAGUAAACUCUGCUGGUGGAGCAACUUCACCGACAGGUCUCCCAGAGAUAUUUUAAAAACCAAAUUUUCCAGUCCACAUCUUAUUGAAAUCUCAUGCAAGAAUAAUUACUAUAUGAUAGGAAACUAUUUUUGUGUACUAGAGUAUAUAAAUGUGAAAUGAGUGAAUAACUAUUUAAUUUUCAGAUAUUUAAUAUUGUAUAUUUUUGAUUAUGGUAAUUCUUUGAUUUAUUAGUUAAUUUAUAGUAGUGUAAGUUCUCCUCUGUGAUAUUUCUGUUCUACAGAACUAAAUUUUAAAGUAAGUGUUUGAAUUUAGGUGAAAUUACGGUACAGUAGUGAUAAGAUAAAUUUUUUGUACAUGUACACAAGACUCAUUUAGUGUAUACAGUACUGUAAUACUCUAAGUAUUUUUUCUUCAUUACAGUGUAUUUGUAAUUGUUGCUAUAAUUGAGUACAUGUACAGUACAGUACAGUACAGUACAGUACAGUACAUGUAUAUUUACAGGUAGUAUAAAAAACAUAAUUAAGAUAUUUUGAUGCAGCUCUAGCUUACAUCGCUAGAUGUUUCAGUAUAUUUUUUUUAUCUUGAGCUUUAUGCAGAACAUCAGAGAUUUAUUUCAGAAAAAAUGUCAGAUUUUAUUCUGCCAACUUUAUACGUACAGUGUGAAAUAUAUGACUGUGUGUCUCAUGUUUCUGGUUAUUGACACAAGCACCAAAACAAAUUGUAAGAACACAUACAUUCUUGACUUAGCCACUUGCAGUAGCACAGGUAAAUUUGUACACAUACAUGCAUUAAGAUAAUCUAAUGUACACUCGCCACAAAAAGUUCUUAAACACUCAAAAGGUCAUAUGAUAUGACAAAAUGAGCAAGAAAUCUGAACAUUGCUCUCUGAGUAAGUCUUAUUGCUAAUUAAAUUACUGUACUUCUUUUCACUUGUAAAUACUAUAAAGACAAGCAACAUAUAUUAUUGUGAAAUAUUGAGUCACUUGACAACCAGGCACACCAACCAUUCUGAGAUGACAUGAGCCAUAGUGCUCAUUCUGAAAUCUGUCGUUCCCACCUGUGCAAGAAAAUUUAAUGGCGAAUGUAUCUCUAAGCAUUCUGCUUGGAGUAAAUAAAUAUGUACAAAAGAAUCCCAUGUAACAAGGUGUGACCCAUGAUUCAGCUGUGAGAUGUAGAUCAGUGUUUCACAAGGAUUACUGACUAAAGGUUGUGUAUAUCUCAGCUUAAAGCACAUGCUUCACUAUUUCACCAGUGUCUUAGCCUUCAGUAUCAGCUUUAAGGUCUUAUCAGACAAUGUUUCAUACCAUCUACAUUAUCCCCUCAUUAAAAUUUAAACACAUUACACCUACUUUGAUGACACACACAAUUAAUUUUAUUAUUUAAACUGAUUUAUGUAAACUUUUAAAAAUUCAUUGAGAGAACACUGUUGGGAUUGGUUGUCAUAGUAUCAUCAGUGUUUGCUGAGGUUUGUAGUUUGUUAUGAUUAUUGAAAAUUGGUAUGACAAGAUUUCUUACCACUUAUCAAAUAGUUCUCAGUUUGAGCUUUCAUUGCAAUGAAGGAAAUAAAUCACUCCUCUAUUA